AGGACGUCCGCAGCCGGCCCAGGAAAGCAAGGAGCUGGCCAGCACGGGGGCAGCGGAUCCCCCUCCAGCGACCCGCGGGAUCUGCAGAGGAAAAGGAGCCGGGAAAAUUUGCAUCCAGCUUCCCCGGCUGCCGGCGAGCGAGAGAGCGGCGUGGAAGAUUUUGGAAACGGUCCCUGGGCAUGCCGAACCGCUGUAAGUCACCUCGCGCAUGGAGCGCCCCGAGAGGCGCGCGCCCGCUUCCUCUCCCUCUACCCGACCGAGCUUGAGACCCGCAACCCAGGCUGCGCGGAGCCGGACGAGCGUGGGAAUGUCCCGCUUUGGGUGGAAGUAAGCGGAGUUUGCGAACCUUCGUUUUGGGGCUUUGGGAAUUCGAGAGCGCGGCGAUCGCCAUGAAGCCAGAUUGGAUGCGGAUGGAGUCCUUUCCGAAGAGGGCUUCGGAAGAUAGCUGGGGGCCGGGGUGCCCGUGAUCUGACCGACCUCUCCCCCACCCUCACGGUUGGCCACUUCUCCGUCCGUCCCUCCCUUCCUCCACCACCAGCAGAACUUGGGGGGUUCCUCGGAGCGGUGGGGCAGCUUCCCGAGUUGGCCAACAUGAGCUGCGGGCGGCGGCGGCGAAGCUCCAGACCGACUCUGGGCGUGGUGCUGCAUCUGGUGUGUUCCUGUUUCGGCAUCAGCUCCAUCGACAUCGACCGGCCCGGGGACGCCCGGUGCCAACCCAUCGAGAUCCCCAUGUGCAAAGACAUCGGCUACAACAUGACCCGGAUGCCCAACUUAAUGGGCCACGAGGACCAGCAGGAUGCGGCCAUCCAACUGCACGAGUUCGCCCCGCUGGUGGAGUACGGCUGCCAUGGGCACCUCAAAUUCUUCCUCUGUUCCCUCUAUGCCCCCAUGUGCACCGAGCAGGUUUCCACGCCCAUCCCGGCCUGCCGGGUGAUGUGCGAACAGGCGCGGCUCAAGUGCUCACCCAUCAUGGAGCAGUUCAACUUCAGAUGGCCGGACUCUCUGGAUUGCAGCAAACUGCCCAACAAAAAUGACCCCAAUUAUUUGUGCAUGGAAGCCCCCAGCAAUGGCUCCGAGGAACCUCCCCGGGGAUCCAGCAUGCUCCCUCCCAUGCUCUGGCCCCAGAGGCCUCACAGUGCCGGUCACGACCUGACCCAGCAGAAGGACGGGCUGGGCCGGCUCUCCUGCGAGAACCCCGGGAAGUUCCACCAUGUGGAGAAGAGCGGUUCUUGUGCUCCACUUUGCACGAUGGGGGUGGAUGUUUACUGGAGCUGGGAGGACAAGCAGUUCGCCGUCAUCUGGAUGGCCGUCUGGUCCAUCCUCUGCUUCUUCUCCAGCGCCUUCACCGUCCUGACCUUCCUGAUCGACCCCCAGCGCUUCAAGUACCCAGAGAGGCCCAUCAUCUUCUUGUCCAUGUGUUACUGCGUCUACUCCGUGGGCUACAUUGUCCGCCUCUUCUCUGGAGCGGAAAACAUCGCCUGCAAUCCGGACAGUGGCCAACUCUAUGUCAUUCAAGAAGGUUUGGAGAGCACCGGCUGUACCUUGGUUUUCCUGAUCCUCUACUACUUCGGCAUGGCCAGCUCCUUGUGGUGGGUGAUCCUGACUUUGACGUGGUUCCUGGCCGCGGGGAAGAAAUGGGGCCAUGAGGCCAUUGAAGCCAACAGCAGUUACUUUCACUUGGCGGCUUGGGCCAUCCCUGCGGUUAAGACUAUUAUGAUCUUAGUCAUGCGCCGGGUUGCGGGGGAUGAGUUGACGGGCUUGUGCUACGUUGGCAGCAUGGAUGUCAAUGCGCUGACCGGCUUCGUGCUGGUCCCUCUGGCUUGCUAUCUCAUUCUGGGGACAUCCUUCAUCCUUUCGGGCUUUGUGGCCCUCUUCCACAUCAGGAGGGUAAUGAAAACUGGCGGAGAGAACACCGACAAACUGGAGAAGCUCAUGGUGAGGAUUGGUGUCUUCUCCGUCUUGUAUACCGUGCCGGCCACUUGUGUCAUCGCGUGUUACUUUUAUGAAAGGUUGAACAUGGGUUACUGGAAGGUUUUGGCCACCCAGCAAAAAUGCAAGGUCAACAAUCAUACCAAGCACCUGGACUGCACCAUGAGCGACUCCGUCCCGGCCGUGGAGAUCUUUAUGGUCAAAAUCUUUAUGUUGCUGGUGGUGGGCAUUACCAGUGGGGUUUGGAUUUGGACAUCCAAAACUUUGCAAUCCUGGCAAGGGGUUUGUAGCCGGAGGAUCAAGAACAGGACUCGGAGGAAAUCCACCAGCAUGGUAGCAAGUGGGAGUCUUUACAAAAAGACAAGCCAGCCUUUGCCCAAAGUUCAUCACGCAAAGUACGAACCAGCUUUGCAACCCCCAACCUGUGUGUGACCACAGUGGACCACGAGAUCAUAAUAAUAUUAUGAAUCGGAAUAUUUGGAAAGCGACUGAAAGAGAUGCCCAAGCAGUCAGCACAGCAUUCAGGACUAAAUGUUUUUUUAUAAAAAUGUUUUUAGAACUUCUGUUGUCUUACCAAACAACAAAUUAAGAAAAAAGAGUUGAAAUCUUAAAAUUCAAGGUCAGGAAACAGGGGGGGAAAUUAGUGCCUCGAAUGUUGAACAACCAUAAGCACACUCUUUUCUUUCUUUCUUUCUUUCUUUCUUUCUUUCUUUCUUUCUUUCUUUCUUUCUUUCUUUCUUUCUUCUUUUUCUGUCUUUUCUUUUUCUCUUCCUUCCUUCUUUCUUCUCUUCCCUCUCUCUCUCCCCCCUUAGUUUGCUAGUUUUUACAUGCUUUGAAAAACUUUAGUAAAACUUCCUCCCUCCGUUUUCUUUUCCUUCCUUCCUUCCUUCCUUCCUUCCUCCCUCCCUCCCUCCCUCCCUCCC
This is a messenger RNA of Ahaetulla prasina, 2852 nucleotides long. It is a transcript of the gene FZD10, whose product is annotated as frizzled class receptor 10. Gene Ontology annotation, biological process: canonical Wnt signaling pathway; non-canonical Wnt signaling pathway. Lineage: Eukaryota; Metazoa; Chordata; Lepidosauria; Squamata; Colubridae. Gene Ontology annotation, molecular function: Wnt receptor activity; Wnt-protein binding. The transcript has a single exon. Gene Ontology annotation, cellular component: plasma membrane. The record is from RefSeq and is a predicted model, not a curated record. Bases 592 to 2361 code for a protein of 589 amino acids.